Messenger RNA from Phoenix dactylifera (date palm), 2136 nucleotides. RefSeq names its product 2-hydroxyacyl-CoA lyase-like. Lineage: Eukaryota; Viridiplantae; Streptophyta; Magnoliopsida; Arecales; Arecaceae. Gene Ontology annotation, biological process: fatty acid alpha-oxidation. Gene Ontology annotation, cellular component: peroxisome. The record is from RefSeq and is a predicted model, not a curated record. Gene Ontology annotation, molecular function: magnesium ion binding; catalytic activity; thiamine pyrophosphate binding.
ACAUAAAUAAUAACCUUGCGAUAAAUAGAGCUAGUCUCAGCUGUCCCAGCUCAAGCUCGAUCGCCACCUCGCUGAUUCUCCAUCGAUGGCGGACGAAGCCAACUCCAAAAACCUAGAAUCCCUACCCCUAGAUUCGUGCCCCAAUGAAACCCUAGUCGACGGCAGCGCCCUCGUGGCCCGGUCCCUCGCCCGCGCUGGCGUCCAGCACAUGUUCGGCGUGGUGGGGAUCCCCGUCACGGCCGUCGCCACCCGCGCCGUCGCCCUCGGCGUCCGCUUCCUGGCCUUCCACAACGAGCAGUCCGCUGGCUACGCCGCCUCCGCCUACGGCUACCUCACCGGCCGCCCGGGUGUCUUCCUCACUGUCUCCGGCCCCGGCUGCGUCCACGGCCUCGCCGGCCUCUCCAACGCCGCCACGAACACAUGGCCGGUCGUCAUGAUCUCCGGCUCUUGCGACCACGCCGACUUCGGGAAGGGAGACUUCCAGGAGCUUGACCAGAUGGCCGCCGUGCAGCCCUUUGUCAAGCACGCCGCCAAGGCCACCCACGUCUCCCAGAUCCCCCGCCUGGUCCGCGAGGUGCUGUGCUCCGCCGUCGCCGGACGGCCCGGAGGGUGCUAUCUGGACAUCCCGGCAGACGUUCUCCACCAGACGAUCCCCGAAUCCGAAGCUGGUAGGGUUUUAUCCGAGGCCGAAAACCCUAUAUUUCAAGAAGUUAAGCGCGUAGGAGCCCUGCAUAUCGAAAAGGCGGUGUCUUUACUGAGAAACGCGGAGAGACCUUUGAUCGUGUUCGGGAAAGGCGCCGCCUUUGCUCGGGCCGAGAAUUCUCUCAAGAAGCUGAUCGAGACCACCGGAAUUCCGUUCCUUCCAACGCCGAUGGGUAAGGGUUUGAUGCCGGACACCCACGAGCUUGCUGCCACCGCAGCCCGGUCGCUGGCCAUCGGCCACUGCGACGUUGUUCUUGUCGUCGGUGCAAGGCUCAAUUGGCUUCUCCACUUCGGAGAACCUCCAAGAUGGUCUAAAGAUGUGAAAUUUAUACUGGUGGAUAUCUCCAAGGAGGAGAUCAAUCUCCGAAAGCCCUACUUGGGCUUGGUGGAUGAUGCAAGGAGGGUGUUGGAUCUGAUCAAUGAGGAGGUCAAGGACGACCCUUUCUGUUUGGGGAGAUCACAUCCUUGGGUGGAGGCCAUUUCAAAGAAGGCCAAGGAGAACGUGACAAAGAUGGAGGCUCAGUUGGCUAAGGAUGUGGUUCCCUUCAAUUUCUUGACCCCAAUGAGGAUUAUAAGGGAUGCAAUUCUUGCCCAGGGGAGCCCAGCUCCGAUACUGGUGUCGGAAGGUGCAAACACGAUGGAUAUCGGGAGGGCAGUGCUGGUCCAGAAUGAGCCGAGGACAAGGUUGGAUGCAGGAACAUGGGGAACAAUGGGGGUUGGUUUGGGUUAUUGCAUUGCAGCUGCCGUGGCGUCACCUGGUCGCUUGGUGGUGGCUGUGGAAGGGGAUUCUGGCUUUGGAUUUAGUGCCAUGGAAGUUGAGACAUUGGUAAGGUACCAGUUGCCUGUUGUGGUCAUAGUCUUUAACAACGGUGGAGUAUAUGGUGGUGAUAGAAGAACCCCUGAUGAAAUAACUGGACCAUACAAAGAAGACCCCGCCCCAACUUCUUUUGUUCCAGGUGCAGCUUACCAUACUCUAAUGGAGGCUUUUGGAGGUAAAGGCUAUCUUGUUGGGUCUCCGCAAGAGCUCAAGUCUGCUCUUUCUGAAUCUUUUGCUUCAUGGAAACCUGCUGUAAUUAAUGUCAUCAUAGAUCCAUAUGCCGGUGCAGAGAGUGGGAGAAUGCAGCAUAAGAACUAAAUCUCAUAUUACUUUUUUUUUUUUUUUUUGCAGUUUCUCGAUUCCUAUUAAUAACCAUUGCUUUUCAUGCAAUGUAUGUUCUUUUUCACUUUUAACCCAUGUCAGUUGCCAAUUACACGGAUUAUGUAAGUGUUUGUAACUUUGAAAUUUAGGGAGAUGAUGCUGCCUCCAUAUGUUGAAGAUAUUUGAGGCAACCAGUGAAAACAUUACUGUAUGCGUAGCAUUUUCCUUUGCUUCUUUUAUUAGCCAUGAUCCCAUUUAUAUAUUGAUGUAUUGUCCUUCUCAUGGACAAUUGGUGA